This is a messenger RNA of Bacidia gigantensis, 1410 nucleotides long. RefSeq names its product beta-glucanosyltransferase (gene GEL1). The transcript is spliced from 2 exons. Gene Ontology annotation, molecular function: 1,3-beta-glucanosyltransferase activity. Gene Ontology annotation, cellular component: cytoplasm; fungal-type cell wall. Gene Ontology annotation, biological process: fungal-type cell wall (1->3)-beta-D-glucan biosynthetic process. NCBI's taxonomy places the organism in Eukaryota, Fungi, Ascomycota, Lecanoromycetes, Lecanorales, Ramalinaceae. Bases 1 to 1410 code for a protein of 469 amino acids. The record is from RefSeq and is a predicted model, not a curated record.
AUGAAGGGAAUCAGCGGCUCAGCACCGGUUGCCGUCGCUCUUUAUGCUUCAUCUGCUCUUGCACACAUCCUCCCUGCAGCUUUCUUGACACCCUUCUCCAAGCGAGCAACCUCCUUACCAGAAGUGACUGUCAAGGGCAAUGCUUUCUUCGCUGGCAGCUCGAGAUUCUACAUUCGUGGUGUUGAUUAUCAGCCCGGUGGUUCUUCAGAUGCUGUAGAUCCAAUCGCCGACACAGAAGUCUGCAAGCGCGAUAUUGCCGAAUUCCAGAAGCUGAAGAUCAACACCGUACGUAUCUACACCGUCGAUAACAGCAAGAGCCACGACGAGUGCAUGGACAUGCUGUCGCAAGCCGGUAUUUACUUGGCACUGGACGUCAACACGCCCAAGUACUCCAUUCGCCAGGACAAGCCUGCCCAAUCCUACAACUCCGCCUACCUCCAAAAUAUCUUCGCGACUAUUGAUGAGUUCGUGAAGUACAGCAACACUCUCCUGUUCUUCUCAGGAAACGAGGUCAUCAAUAAUGUCAAGACUUCAGUCGCAGCGCCCUAUGUCAAGGCCGUUACCCGUGACAUGAAGCAAUACAUCGGAAACAGAAAAUACCGCCCAGUCCCAGUUGGCUACUCUGCUGCCGAUAUUGACGACAACCGUCUUGAGGCUGCCCACUACUUCAACUGCGGGACCGAUGAUGAACGAUCUGACUUCUUCGCCUUUAACGAUUACUCCUGGUGUGACCCGUCUACCUUCAGCACCUCCACCUGGCAGCAGAAAGUCAAGGACUUCAGUGAUUACUCAAUCCCGAUCUUCCUUUCAGAAUAUGGCUGCACAAAGACCGACCGUAAGUUCGGAGAAAUCGCAACUCUUUACGGUACCCAAAUGUCUGCCGUCUAUUCUGGUGGCUUGGUGUACGAAUACAGUAAAGAGGGAUCCGAUAUCCAGGCGAAAUUCGGCCUCGUGGAUGUCACUGGGAGCAGCCCGCAGGAACUUGAUGAUUUCACGACCCUGGCCAACGCCUUCUCGAAGACGCCCAACCCAAGUGGUGAUGGUGGCUACAAGAUGAAUGGCCAGGCUAGCACCUGUCCAUCCCAGUCCUCCACUUGGUUGGUUGCAAAUGACGGCCUCCCUGCCAUGCCACCCAAGGCCUCAAACUACUUCAAGAAUGGUGCAGGUAAGGGUCUUGGUCUCACUGGACCUGGAUCACAAGACAAUGGUGCCGAAUCGACCGGUACUGCUUCCGCAGGGUCUGGCAAGGCUACUGCUUCUGGAACCUCAAGCAGCAGCAGUGGCAGCAGCGGCAAAUCAAGCAGCUCCAGCGCAAGCUCUGCCCUCAGGGUACCCGCAAUGGAGAUGGGUCCUUACGUCUGCGCCGGUGUUGUCUUCGUCUCUACGCUACUCGGUGCUGCACUGCUAUAA